Molecule: messenger RNA, 282 nt
Organism: Plasmodium fragile
Lineage: Eukaryota; Apicomplexa; Aconoidasida; Haemosporida; Plasmodiidae
Exons: 2
Coding region: 1-282 (93 amino acids)
Source: RefSeq, a predicted model, not a curated record
AUGAACAGCAGAGGUGCCACAGGGAAUAAGUUUGCAGGGGGCCCUAACUCUUUUGAAAAUAACGACAAUAAAGAAAAUCAUCUGAAGGAAGUGGUGACUCCAUUAGGGGAUGUAUAUAUACUCAAUGAAAAAACCAAUGAGAAAUUUAUUAAGGGCACCCAGAGGAGUGACGGAACGUUUAGGAAAACGAUCCGCGUGAGGACGGACUAUAUGCCGCAGGUGAGAGGAAAACUGCGCAUAUCAAGUGAAGGGGAAAAUACUAGAGCAGCAGAACAUGAGUAG